Petromyzon marinus (sea lamprey) is the source of this 1221-nucleotide messenger RNA. NCBI's taxonomy places the organism in Eukaryota, Metazoa, Chordata, Hyperoartia, Petromyzontiformes, Petromyzontidae. The record is from RefSeq and is a predicted model, not a curated record.
GGUGGCCAACACCACGGCCGACCGCCUUUGUCUCCCUAGUGGCGAUGUUUACACACCUCACCAGGUACUUUUUUUAAGCCGAAUCGACCCCGGGGAGGCGCAGAAGCGGUUUAGAUAGUGGUCACUGGGGUUGGGCGUGAGGGGGAAUCGAACUCGGGUCACUGGGUCCGUUGCGCUAAUGGAUACACCACCGCUUCUGACACACACACACAUACACACACAAAAACAAAGCUCCCCGUAUAGCCUUAAUAGACGGAUGGGGCCAGUGCUGUUAGCGAACAGCACUGAGAAACACUUCUGUAAGAGAUGCAGAGAGGUGGAGGGGCGCAAGGGUCACCAUGGAGGAAGCCAUCAUCAUCGGCAUCGAUGGCCGUGGAGUCUGCAAACAUCUCGGACUCAGACUGUGCCAAGUAGCCGCUGCUUCCGCCUCUGCUGCUGCUGCCGCUACUGCUGCUGCUGUUGUAGAUGCUGCUGCUACCGCUGCCGAGGUCGAUGCUGAUGGUGGCGGCAUCGACUGUGGCCGCGUCCCGCCACAGCUCCUCCAAGACCUGGCACGCCCUCGCCUGGGUCUUGGCGAGCUUUACCUGGGCCUUCAAGAUGGCCUUGUCCACCGCCGACCGACUUGGCCCCUUCCCACAAAAGCCACCCCAGCAGGACAGGCUGCCCUCCUCCUCCAGCAGGCCGAUGCUGCUGCUGCUACCGCUGCCGAGGUCGAUGCUGAUGGUGGCGGCAUCGACUGUGGCCGCGUCCCGCCACAGCUCCUCCAGGACCUGGCGCGACCUCGCCUGGGUCUUGGCGAGCUUUCCCUGGGCCUUCAAGAUGGCCUUGUCCACCGCCGACCGACUUGGCCCCUUCCCACAAAAGCCACCCCAGCAGGACAGGCUGCCCUCCUCCUCCAGCAGGCCGAUGCUGCUGCUGCUACCGCUGCCGAGGUCGAUGCUGAUGGUGGCGGCAUCGACUGUGGCCGCGUCCCGCCACAGCUCCUCCAAGACCUGGCACGCCCUCGCCUGGGUCUUGGCGAGCUUUACCUGGGCCUUCAAGAUGGCCUUGUCCACCGCCGACCGACUUGGCCCCUUCCCACAAAAGCCACCCCAGCAGGACAGGCUGCCCUCCUCCUCCAGCAGGCCGGUAAUCAGCGACGUUUCGGGUGAUGCACCAAUCAUCCCUUAUUGCAUGUUGGUGUUCUCUUUAAGGCCACACCGGGUCAUAAUUGACGAGUGA